Messenger RNA from Austrofundulus limnaeus, 1995 nucleotides. It is a transcript of the gene ccnd1, whose product is annotated as cyclin D1. The record is from RefSeq and is a predicted model, not a curated record. NCBI's taxonomy places the organism in Eukaryota, Metazoa, Chordata, Actinopteri, Cyprinodontiformes, Rivulidae. Bases 243 to 1121 code for a protein of 292 amino acids. The transcript is spliced from 5 exons.
UUGUUCAGCGGAGAGAAGCGGUGCGUUCUUCAGAGGGCUCGCGCACACCGAAGGAGGAGCAGCAGCAACAGCAGCAGCAGCCCGACGAGGAAGAAAGGGAUUUAAAACUAGCCGACUGUUGCCUCGUGCCUUGCUGUCGCUUUCUUCCUGCUUUAACCGAGGAAAGUUUAUUUUUAUUUUAUUUCAUUUUUUUAAAGGGCAAUAUAUUAGUGUCGCUGGCUGAUAUUCACAGCACAAGUAUUAUGGAGGACCAGCUGCUGUGCUGCGAGGUGGACUCUAUCAGAAGAGCCUACCAGGACGUCAACCUGCUGAACGACCGAGUUCUACAGACCAUGCUGAAGGCAGAGGAGAACUAUCUGCCGUCGCCGAACUACUUUAAAUGUGUCCAGAAAGACAUUGUGCCCAAAAUGAGGAAAAUACUAGCUACAUGGAUGUUAGAGGUCUGUGAGGAACAGAAGUGCGAGGAGGAAGUUUUUCCGCUGGCUAUGAACUAUUUGGACAGAUUUUUAUCAGUGGAGGCCACCAGGAAAGUGAGACUACAGCUGCUCGGAGCUACGUGUAUGUUUCUAGCAUCCAAGAUGAAGGAGACCGUGCCCUUAACGGCYGAGAAACUCUGCAUCUACACAGACAAUUCAGUCCUUCCUGGAGAACUGCUGCAAAUGGAGCUUCUGGUUCUCAACAAGCUGAAGUGGGAUCUGGCUUCAGUCACGCCUCACGACUUCAUUGAGCACUUCCUGUCCAAGCUGAAGAUCCACCCCUCCACAAAGCAGAUCCUCAGGAAACAUGCUCAGACCUUCGUGGCGCUCUGUGCUACAGAUGUCAACUUCAUUGCUAGUCCUCCAUCCAUGGUGGCGGCGGGCAGUGUGGUGGCUGCUGUUCAAGGUCUUUACCUGAAGAGCCAAGAUUCCUCCCUGUCCUCCCAGAACCUUACCAACUUCUUGUCACAGGUCAUUCGCAGCGACCCGGACUGCUUACGGUCGUGUCAGGAGCAGAUAGAGUCCCUGCUGGAGUCCAGCCUGCGGCAGGCUCAGCAGCACAACGGUACAACAGAAACCAAACACGUGGACGAGGAGGUGGACCUGUCCUGCACGCCGACAGAUGUGAGAGACGUCAACAUUUGAGGACGAUCGGCAGCUGCAUUGCGCGAUAAACCCGAUGGAUCAAGAGGAAGUUGUCGUCAGAGGGAGCCGAUGGGAGGGGCGAGGAGGGGUUGCUUCAUCUCGACUCCGCAGCCCCUCUUCUGUCCUUCUCCCGCUUCCCGGUGGGCUGCUGUCAUGGCCGAUAAUGUCUCUCACACAUUCCCGCUGUCCAUAACAGCUGCCAAGACGUAGCAGCCCUGCCUGCCUCGAUACACACCCCAUGUCACAUUUCCUGCCAGUGUCCCCUUCCUCCUUGGGAAAUCAACUGAACACUAAAGAAAUGUACGAGUGAAAAGACUGAAGGUGGCUGGCCUGCGAGGCCUGGAGCUGAGGCCACAGAAGCAGAUAUUUUAGUAGAUAUUUUUUCUUUUUCCCUCACAUAUUAAACUAGGAAUCUUUAAAUUACCACAGACUUGGCAUGCCUACUAAAACAUCCCAAAGUGUCGUGUGCAGUAGGUUCUCUUAGUCUGUCUUCGGGUGCUCUCCAGAAGCCUGACAUUUAUAAAAGCAAAGACGCUGGUUCCUUUCGAUUUCUUUUGUCUUAUAUCUAGAAUGCCUUAGACUGUCUGCCAAGUUCCCAUGUUUGUCUUGUAGUGCAAACAUUCAUUUAUCCCAGCUUGCUUAUAGUCACUUUAUUAUAUAAUUUUAGACAUCAUUUAGUCUUAUACCUCCUUUGUUCCAAGCUUUUUUUAAUGUCAGUGUACUGAGUGACGCUCUGUUUUUAUGAUCUUAGAGACUAUGGGCUGCUAAUUUGGACAAAUGGAAAUUUUUGUUCAUUCCUUGACGACAUUCAUUUUACUCAUCCCUGCUUACUGUAACUUGAUAACAUUUAAUCAAUGUAAAUGUGAGCAGAACA